CUUAAAGCGACGGACUAUUUCCACUUUUUGCGCUUCCCACUAUCUCCCGUCACUUCACUGUAGACCUCGAGUCGCUCAAAACCUCUCUUCCCUUCUUCCUCCGCCUCUUUCGCCCGUCGAGGUCAGCAGCAAUGGGAAAUUCAUCGUCGAUGCUGACUCAGUACGAUAUCGAAGAGGUCCAGGGGCAUUGUAAUCACGCCUUUUCACAGCAAGAGAUAGUCUCGUUGUACCAGCGGUUUUGCCAACUGGAUCGGAGCAGCGGUGGGUUUAUCUCCGCCGACGAGUUCCUCUCCGUGCCUGAGUUCGCCGUCAAUCCUCUCGCUCAGAGAUUGCUGAGAACGGUUGAUGGAUUGAAUUUCAAAGAAUUCGUUGCUUUCCUGUCUGCAUUCAGUCCUCGCGCCACAUUGCAACAGAAAAUCGAAUUUAUCUUCAAGCUAUAUGAUUCGGAUGGAAAAGGUUCAGUUUCAUACAAAGACAUAUUGGAUGUGCUGCGUGAUUUGACUGGACAUUUUAUAUCUGAAGAACAGAGAGAGCAAGUGCUGAAGCAGGUUCUUGAAGAAGCAGGCUACAGAAAGGACUCGUCAUUAGUUUUUGCCGACUUUGUAAAGAUCCUAGGAAAUCCGGGCUUGAAGAUGGAAGUAGAGGUUCCAGUAGAUUAGGCAGUGGAAUUUUGUACCCCCAAUGUAUGAAGCAGCAUCUGCAUCUCCCAUUAUGCUGCUGCUCUAGAUCCGGAAGCAGGGGAGAAUACUGAGCAGCCCACCUCACACUCCCCAACUCUGUAUAAUCGUACAAACUUUAUCCUUGCUUGUAAGGCACCUGAAUUUAGUUGGACCUUCUUCAACUCCAUUGUUUCUCGAGUUUCCUUGUACCUCCAACUAAUCUGAUCUCUCUAUUGUACGUCAAUGGAGGAGAGGGGAUUAGUUGUAGAAUUAGCAGAUUCUUAUUGACUGACAGUGUUCGUCUUCACAACUUCGUGCUGCCAUCUGGAACUAGUAGAGAGAUUGUAAGCCUCCUUUUCUUUGGGAGGGACUCAUUACAUUCGUGCGUAACAUAAAAAAAAAAAAAAAACAUUGAACGGCUACUAAAAGGAAAUGAUUGAAUCUUUUGG
Messenger RNA from Linum tenue, 1108 nucleotides. The record is from the annotation of a GenBank genome assembly. Lineage: Eukaryota; Viridiplantae; Streptophyta; Magnoliopsida; Malpighiales; Linaceae.